Messenger RNA from Arthroderma uncinatum, 888 nucleotides. RefSeq lists its product as uncharacterized. The coding region runs from base 1 to 888 and encodes 295 amino acids. Gene Ontology annotation, molecular function: oxidoreductase activity, acting on a sulfur group of donors, disulfide as acceptor. Lineage: Eukaryota; Fungi; Ascomycota; Eurotiomycetes; Onygenales; Arthrodermataceae. The transcript is spliced from 2 exons. The record is from RefSeq and is a predicted model, not a curated record.
AUGAAGGAGAAGUACGAUACUAUCCCGCCGCCCGUUCCACAUCAGCAGGAUGGACACAAAGGCUCCAAAGCAGCGACAUAUGCCCGUCACUGCUUGAUCGCACUCUGUCUCUGCCUGACGGUCUUUGGGAUGCUGCAUAGACCUCACUUCCCCCAGAAGUACGUGGACGCGGUGAAAGAUGCAGCCGCCGCCAGACCAGGGAAGCAGACAGUUGGCACGACAGGGUCGAAGAAGGUCCCCUUCGAAGCGCAUAUCAUGAGCAAGUGUCCCGAUGCGCAGGACUGCUUGCGGCAACUUGUCGUGCCUACCAUGGAGCAGGUGCAUAGCAAAGUCGACUUCAAGCUCUCAUUUAUCGGAGAAGCCUCGAACGACUCCUCGGCCGUAUCUUGCCUCCACGGCCCGCCUGAGUGUGUGGGAGAUAUGCUGAUGCUGUGUGCUGCCAACCUCCCAUACCCACCACGAGUCGCCGACUCCUGUCCCAACUAUGAGACUACUCCAACCGUUCGAUAUCUCGGUUUCACCAACUGCAUGAUAUCCGAAUACAAGGAUAUACCAGACCGCGCUCUCGUUCAUGACUGCGCGCUGGAAUAUGGAAUCAGCUUCAACGCCUUGAACCAGUGUGCUAGUCGCCAGAGCGACGAGGGCGAUGAAGCUCGUCGUGGCAAAGACGAUUGUGACCAUGGACCUAGCGGCCUGGCACUGUUGCGGAAGAGCUUCAAGCAUAGCUCCAAGGUCGGUGUUACCAAGAGCUGUACCGUCAGAGUUGACAAUAAGUUCUGGUGCAUCCGCGAUGGAGGCGCGUGGAGUGACUGUGGAGAAGGUAAUGAGAGGAGCGAUAUAUCCGUGCUGGUCAAGGAGAUCGAACGGCUCUGGGAUGAACGAAACUAG